AUAAAUAAUUUGCAUUACUUGCAAUCCCAUAGUCAUUGACUCGACCUCCCCAAUUCACUGAGUCAACUCGCCGCCAUGUCCGAUCACCAACGAAACCGAAAAAUCGACCCUUUUCUCCUCAGCUACACCGCCGACGAACUCCUAAUUGCCUAUGAGUUUCUAUCUAAUUGGUUCCCCUUUCUCUCUCGUGGCCUCUGCCAAAGCUGUACGCUCACACUCUCCCGUUGCAUUCGAUCACUCGACCUUGAGGCUGCUGGUGAUGCAGAACGAUUGAAGCAACAAAAGAAAUUUACAGUUUUGACUCCCGAACUGCCUGAUUUGAACUACUGCAACGGAAAUCUUGACAAUUGUGUCAACAAUUCACUUGGGAGUUGGAAAGAGGGUGCUGACUUAUAUGAUACUGCAGAUACAAACUCAUUGGGUAGUUGGAAAGACUGCGCAGAUAGCUCAGAACGUUUGAAGCAACAAGAGAAUUUCACAGUUUUUACUCCAAAACUUCCUGAUUCGAAUGACUGUAAUGGAAAUCUUGACAAUUGUAGCAACAAUUCACUUGGGAGUUGGAAAGAGGGUGCUGACUUAUAUGAUGCUGCAGAUACAAACUCAUUGGGUAGUUGGAAAGACGGCGCAGAUGGGCCACAGCGUUUUGAUGAGGCAUCAGUGCGUAGGAAUAGAUCAGAUAGUUAUGUAGGUGGUGCAGAUCCCUCAUCACGACCUGUUGAAGAGGCCUCGAGAAGUAAAACAUUCAGCUCACCCAUACCUGCGGCAAGCAUGAGGAUGAAAAUGUCAUGGGCAGAUAUGGCUCAGGAGGAUGAGCUUGAUGCUGAGGACAUUAGUGAGUCGACUAGCUGGAGUAGUCAGUUAGGUAAUGGCAAUGGUGUGAAUGAAGAGGAAACUUCUAUUCAGGAGACUAAGCGAAAAACGGAAUUGUCAAGGGAGCAAAGAGAGCACAUUCAGUUUUGUAAUGUAAAGAGCAAAAAGGAUUUCAUUUGCUUGGAAAGAGUUAAUGGGAAAGUUGUGAAUGUACUUGAUGGCGUGGAGCUACAUACUGGUGUCUUUAGCAUGGCUGAGCAAAACAGGAUUGUUAAAUUUGUAGAGAAGCUUGAGGAGAUGGGGAAGAAUGGGCAAUUAAAAGAGCGAACUUAUACAGCGCCACAGAAAUGGAUGAGGGGCAAGGGACGUGUGACAAUCCAAUUUGGUUGUUGCUACAACUAUGCUAAGGAUAAGAAAGGCAACCCCCCAGGGAUUCUCAAGACUGAAACUGUUGAUCCAUUGCCUAAUCUUCUUAAAGUCAUGAUUAGAAGGCUUGUAAGAUGGCAUGUUAUGCCUCCAAAUUGUGUCCCAGACAGCUGUAUAGUCAAUAUUUAUGAAGAGGGGGAUUGCAUACCACCUCAUAUCGACAAUCAUGAGUUUGUUCGUCCAUUUUGUACUGUCUCAUUACUUAGCGAGUGCAAUAUAGUGUUUGGAUCAAAUCUGAAAACAGUGGCUCCUGGUGAGUUUGCCGGUGCAAUUGCAAUUCCUUUGCCAGUGGGGUCUGUUCUUGUCUUGAAGGGAAAUGGCGCUGAUGUGGCUAAACACUGUGUGCCAGCUGUUCGUACUAAGAGGAUCUCAAUUACAUUUAGGAGAAUGGAUGAAUCUAAAAGGCCAAUGGGAUAUGUUCCUGAGCAGGAUUUACAAGGUCUUCAGCCAUUAUCCUAUGAAGCAGAUAGAUAUGAGAAUUCAAACACCUCUAAAUCAAGGCAUUCUACCAGAAAACAGUCGGGAAGACAAGAAGAGAAUAAGGAAACAGUAAAGAUAUCAAUUGAGAGGAAUUUCAAGCCACAUUACUUUGGUCGAAAUCGACAAGGACCUGCAGAUACGCGAAGAGUCUGGGUGGCUGUAAAUAAGUGAAUGCAUGUUGUGACCAUUUUGAUUGCUUUGGUGGGGGGAGAAGGUUAAUGUUGAUAGCUUUGCUUAUAUGUGCAAUUCAUAUGAUGUUGAUAAAAGUAUAUCCAUAAGAUUCGGUUUCUACAAAUGGAAAAGAAAAAGAAGUUUUGGUUUCCACUUA
Molecule: messenger RNA, 2044 nt
Organism: Nicotiana tabacum (common tobacco)
Lineage: Eukaryota; Viridiplantae; Streptophyta; Magnoliopsida; Solanales; Solanaceae
Product: RNA demethylase ALKBH9B-like
Biological process (GO): mRNA catabolic process
Molecular function (GO): mRNA binding; demethylase activity
Source: RefSeq, a predicted model, not a curated record